Molecule: messenger RNA, 6169 nt
Organism: Magallana angulata
Lineage: Eukaryota; Metazoa; Mollusca; Bivalvia; Ostreida; Ostreidae
Product: ankyrin-2-like
Exons: 24
Coding region: 769-4284 (1171 amino acids)
Molecular function (GO): protein binding
Source: RefSeq, a predicted model, not a curated record
UGAAGGGAACGAACUCAGUUUUCUACGUUACUUAAACAGUCUGUUGAAAUGGGUAAAUUAUAUUAACAUUCGUGUAUCUGGUUUAAUAACAUGUAUACUAAACAUUGCGAUGAAAAACUAUGCUUUCAUAGUGAAAUAACCCAUGAAAUUGGCUUCGUUAACUCUAAAAAUUUUAUAAUUCCGUUUUUAUCCGGAUUUUGCAGAAUGGGAUAUGAAGCAAGAUGUCAACAAAUGAUCUUGAUCCACAUGUGAUGUGUCAUUCAUUGACCUUAUCAAUGGUCCUAUUAUCAAUUUUAAUGUAGUCAGAGCAAAUGUAAUGAUUUCUUUUUUUAUUCUUGGAAAUGAUUGAUUAGACUGACACAACGUAAGGCACGAUAAACGAUGUAACAUUAUGAUUACUCAAGUAACACUUGUAAUGUUAUACAAUGAGUGAAUGACUUUUUUAAUCUGUCAUUGUUAACUUAUGCAAAUGCAAGCUAAGCAAGGAAGUUAAAUACGAAUGGUCUCUUUCAUCGAUCGUCUGAUAACAACAAAUAUAAUCACGUGGUUAUAAAUAGGAUGUGCAGUACAAUUAGGACAACAAGUCAACAGCAAAUAUCACAAUCACAGAAAUUUGGAGUUUCUUAUCCAGAGGAUAUGAACAAAGCUGAUACAUGAAACACACACACACACAAAAGCAUUGGGCCACCCAUGAAUUCAGUCCCUUAGUGUUUUUACAAAGAUCAUGCAGAGAAGUUGUAUCAAAUUUAGACAUCUUUUCUGUCAAUCAUGGCUUCAGAAGACUAUUUCUGUAAGUAUUGUGCAUUGGAGUCGGAAGGAUUUGAGGAUCCAUUUGGAUAUCAGUUAGACCCUGGGAAAAAGAACUACAAAGAAAUAUUUCCUGAACUUCUUCAUGACUUUCAAUCUAAAUCAGAAUAUAUUUGUGCAAGACAUCGACACGGGAUAUCAGUCCAUCAGUUUGGAACAGUGAAAAAUUCAAACAAGUCUAAGGAUGCUAAUGUAUCCAACUUCAAGUAUAAUAUUGCUAAUCCUAUAGCAAGAGAGGAAAGGAAAAGGGUUGAUGAUAAAAAAGUUCAACAGCAUGAAGAGAAUGUAACAUUCAUCAACAAAAGCACCUCCUCUAAGCCAGCUUCACCAACUAUGGAGAAGACAAAAAGUAAACCCUGCAAAACUACUCAAGGGCAAGUAUCAAAUCAACUAGGCCGGGGGUCAGAGAGAUUGAACCCCUCCAACAACCAGUGUUGUUGCUGCUCAGAGUACCAUCAUCACACAUUUGAAUCUCCUGAAUUUUACGUUCCUAGAGAUGACUCUUGUUCAAAGUUGGAGGCAUCCCUUUCACAAAACCAUCAGGAUGUGGAGAAAGCAAAUGAGACUUUCCUAAAUAUAAGCAAUGCAUUUUGGUACCCCAGCUUGUGUCUCAAUCAGUUUUCCCCUGAGUUUCUGUACACUAACUUUGAAUCCCUGUGGCCACAAGAGGAUGUCUUGAGAGACAUUCUAAGGGACAGCAUUCAGAAUACAGUAUUACGCAGUGCCAUACCUCAGCUGACCAAAGUUGCUAUAGUCUGUGGGCCAGUUGAUAUGUUAAAAUCUCUCAUCUCUUUGUCAUUAGUCAGACUUGAUACCUCUGUAGAGGAGGAGGCAGGUCUUCUCCAUUAUGCCUGUUUGUUCAGAAGACUGGAUGUGAUCACGUAUUUAACCAGCAUAGGCAUUCCUGCAAAGCUGAAAGAUAAGCAUGGAAACUUUGCCAGUGCUUUGAGUUUCAGUUCUAAGGUGUAUAAGCAUCUCCCUCACAAAUACCAGCUGACUCAGGCCCCCCAGUCCGCCCCCAAACUUCCCAGUGCUCAGGACAGGAAUGUCAUCUUCUCUUUGGCAAAGUCCCCCAGAUCACUCUAUGACAUACAGAGGAAGUUACAGUCAUUUGAAUUCAAUGUCAACACUGAAUGUGAUGAAACUGGUAACUUCCUAAUUCAUCUGGCUACCCAGACAGGUCUGUGUCAGCUUCCACUGAUCUACAGCCUCAGACACAUACAACAUGCAGACAUUGAGCUGUGUAACUCGGACGGUCUUACCCCUCUCAUGAUAGCAGCAGUGGAGGGCUCCAACAUACUCUGUGAUGUGCUUAUUUGUGUGUUUGGAGCUGACCCCAAUAAAAACAAUGUUCACAAUGGCCGGACGGCAUUACAUUAUGCCACACAAUACAAUCACGUCAACAUUGUUACGACUUUGAUCAAGAGAGGGGCUGAUUUCAAUAAGGAAGAUUACCGAGGCCUACGACCCGAUGACCUCAAUAUCAGCCUGUAUCACCAUGACGAUUGUAAAGACAUAAUAACAUCACAUAGGGCACUCAGGCUAAAACACCUCACAGAUGUGGUACAAAAUAGGACGCUGAAGAAGACUGAUCUGUGGGAGUCAGACAUUAAUGUCACUGACGAAGACAACUUCACUCUGCUGAUGGUUGCAGCUCUUCAUAACAGAGCUGAUAAUGUUGAAGUUAUUCUGGAAGUUAGUAAAAAUUCCAUCAAUGCCCAGUACUACCAGCUGAAUGAGGAUCCUUCCAGUGAUUGUAACACAGGAAUGACAGCAUUAAGUAUGGCAGCCAUGAAGGGGCAUGCAACUGUUGUCCAUCUUCUCCUGUCGAAGGGAGCUAACCCAGCAAUAUCAGACAUCGUGAGGUUGUCUCCACUGUACCAUGCAGUUUUGAACAACCAUGAGGAGGCUGUUAAAGCAAUACUAGAGUUUUUCCCCACUACCUACUGGGGCUUGUUUGAAGCCAUGAAGAUGAGUAAGAAGACGCACAUUUACAGCCUGAUCAAACAAGCCUGGCAAAGGAGACAGGAUGAGAUAGUAAGCCCAGGAUUGUUUGAGUCCUGUAUGUCAGGGAAGGCUGACCAGCUGUACUGCAUGUUAGAGGAAGGAGAUGUUGUAGACCCAAAGAGUGGUGUUGGCAACUGGCCAUUGUUCUUAGCUGUAGAAAAUGGACAUUUAGAGAUUGUCAGAUUACUAUGUCAGAAAGGAGCAGAUAUACGGAAGCGUUACACCCCCACUGGAUCCACCCUCCUACACACCGCAGCGCAGAUGGGGCGGGGGGAGGUGAUGGACUACCUGCUGGGGCUGUGUCGACCCCUGAAGAAGAGCGAGGAGGAGUACAAGUUAGGGUACUUCCAUCGGGGACUGGACAUCAAUGCUGUCAAUAAAGAAAACAAAACAGCCCUCCAAGUGGCUGCGGAAAAAGGUUACCUGAAGAUUGUGAAAUCUCUGCUGCUUCACGGAGCUACUACCUCACUGCUGGACUCUAAUGGUGCCCUCUUCUGCCUCCCAGAAUUUGGAGGAGUCUGGCAAGAAAUCAGUGACCACAGACAAAGGCAUUCCAACCAUAUCUUUAACUUCAUCACUCUGGAUUCCAAAAAGAACUUUGCAGCUCUCAUGAAAAUAUGGCUGCCUGGGUUUGAUCACAAUCUGCGAGACAAGGCGGGAAACACCCCUCUGAUGGUGGCUUGUCAGGUGGGCGUGUCUGAAAUCAUCUCCUUCCUGUUGCAGUCAGCUGUCUACCCACAAUCCCUGUACGAGGAUGAUGAUGCCAUCUCCACUUAUGAUGACAAUGACUCGGGGGUCCAAGACACAGUGCUAACCCCACCCACCAAACAGUAUGGCUCCUACAUAGAUGAUGAUUUACUCAGGAGCUUUGAGUUCUCACGUGAUUAUGGUAAAGAAUCUUUUGCCAUCAGGUCAGAACAAAAGAACUCAUCAAGUCGACUUGAAACAUUGUUAAAUGAUGUAGAUAAACCAAAGGGACUCUGUAUUUUUCAUGAUGGACUUGUGAGUCACGUCUGUGCUGUGAAUCCAAACAAUGGUUGUACUGCUCUCCAUAUGACUAUUGACAAGGGGGAUAACCCUAAGAUUGUCUCCCUUUUGUUGGAUGCCGAUUCAAGUUGUGUGAACAUGCAGGACAAUAAGGGACUAACUCCUCUACAUUACGCCAGUAGACAGAAACGGAAGAAAUGUGUAGAGCUGCUUCUGAGUGUUGAAGAGAUAGAUGUAAACAUCCUGUCUUUGAAUGGCAGCCUGGCAGAAGACUUGACCACCGAUAAAUCAGUGAUCAAACUGAUCAACAGUCACAGAAAGGGACAGCCUGUCAGACAGAGGACCGACCCAGAAAGUUGUGGUGCUUCUGUGGUGUCCGAUUUUGGUCUCCGCUCCACCCCCAGCACACAGAAGGCAUCCACUGUCAAUUUUGAGAAAAUUCAAGGAAGAUUUGAAGCUCUCAAGAGACAGAAAAAGGAGUAGUCCUUGAAGGUGAUACUUUCAGCAUCUGUGAUACUUGAGUUUUAUGUUUAAAUCAGUUUUGAUAAGGCAAGUGUGCAAUAUAUACCAGUAGGACCAGGAGAUUAAUUGAACAUUCCACUUGAUAUUUCCCAUCAAAAGGGUCAUUUUAGAAUAUUCUAUCACGUCUUUAAAGACUAUUCUUAAAAAAGAGAUUAUAUUGUGUAAUUUGUUUGGAAUACUGUGUAUAGAAUACAAAUACAUAUCAUCUGUGUGCUUUCUAUAACAGUUGCAAAUAUCAAAACACUGUUAACAAACCAACAGAAUUCCUCACAAAGUCCUAUUUAUGAUAUUAAUUCUAUAAAUAUAGAUUUUUUUAAUACUCUUGUCAUCAAAAGUUUUCAAUUGAAUAUUUCAAUUUUAAUGUUUUUACUUUUCUGGUCACUAUAUAUCAAGGUUUUUAAUAUAUUAUCAAAUACCCUGUAAUUUUUGGAAAUCUACAACAACAUUUUUUAAAAAACAUAUCUUUUAAAAAUACAAUUUACUGAAAAAAGUGGCAUCAUAAAAGACUUUAAUGCUUGAAAGUUAUUCUGAGAUUGCAUUAAAUAUUAAAGGCUUUCAAUUGGUUUUAUAUUUUGAACUUUGUUCGACAUUAUGAUGUGUUGCAAUGGUGUAAGUAGGUGAGGUAUAUACCACUUAGUGGGACACUAGUCAGAUCAAGAAAACAAAUUUAAGAUUGAUAUCAUUUAUAUUAUUCAGAGACAUCUCCUCAAAUACUAGCUCUCACAUAUAAAUAUUUAUCUCACCCAAGUAUUCGCCUCAGUCUAGUUGACAGGUAUGCAAAUUACACAGACAGUUGAGUAAUGUUACACUCUAUGUUUAGAUGCAUAUAUUAUAAAGGAUUACACCAAGUGGUAGUGUAAGUCGUAGCAUUGAUGUAACCUUGAUAAACUACUGUACAGGUAUAUCAAAUUGUCCCUGAUAAAAGACAGAUACAUGUAUAUUAUCAUGAAACACUGUCUUUCAUUUUUUGCAUAAUUGCCAUGAGUAGAGUAUUAUCAAAAUGAAAUCAAAAUAAAUCAGUUCUUAAGCACUUUUCUAAACAUACCAUCAAAGCUUUUGAUGAAAUAAGUGGUUUAUAUAUACCGGUACAUGUUUAUUCAUUUUGGGAUACAAGCUGUAUAUGUAUACCCAUACUAAAUGGGAGGUUUGUCUAUAGGGUUGUAUGAUAUUGUUGAAUACAUAAUGAGAUAAUGAAAACUCCUAAAAUGAUAGUUGAAAACUUUGCAAAUGGCUGUUAGAGGUUGGUUUCUUAUUAAGAUUUAUCUGUAAGCUGAAUGCUCCAGCAACCGAAACAGUUGCCAAAAGUUUUUUCUACCUAAAUUCUAUCUAAAUACAUUGCAUAUUUGUUAGCUAUUUUAAAGUGUUCAUUCCGUCAAAGCAUAGUAACUUUCAGGGCUGAUAUAUACUUUCGUUUUUAUUUUCCACAAAUACUACAAUUCUUCCUAUGACCUGUGUUAAGAUCACCUCCAUAUAGCUAUUUACCGCACCACAUCUUUUAUAUGGCAUAGUUUGUAUAUAAUUGUUGCAGACAAAGAAAAGGGUCAGUAACUGUAAUGAGUGUGAUAUUGGAUAUAUGCUAAAUAUAGUUCUGUAUGCUUAAUUAUGUCCCACUUGAUUAGCCGAAGGAAAGGAAGUAAUCAUUGUAUAUGCAGUUACUUUUAUUCUGUUGUUCUUUUAUUGUGUUUGUUGAAUGGAUGGUGUUUGUUACAUGUAACCCUAUUUAAUUUCGAUAUGUUUUAACUUGUUACGCCAUCAGUGAGUAUUCAACUGAUAUUACUUGUUAUAGAUUUUUUAAAUUUUCUAUUUGUUGCUGUUAUUAUAUAUAUCAAUAAACUUUCAAAACUAU